This is a messenger RNA of Saprolegnia diclina VS20, 641 nucleotides long. RefSeq lists its product as hypothetical. Lineage: Eukaryota; Oomycota; Saprolegniomycetes; Saprolegniales; Saprolegniaceae. The transcript has a single exon. The record is from RefSeq and is a predicted model, not a curated record. The coding region runs from base 5 to 577 and encodes 190 amino acids.
CCAGAUGGCAACAGACACGGCCCAACGGAAACCCUGGCUCGGAGUUUGUGGCGAGUGCCCACUAUUCCGAGACGACGCAAACGAAGACAUGACCAAGCGGCUCCGCUUCUCGACCGUGACGACGUACGAGUUUCCGCUCACGUACGGCGGCAGCGCCGUGCCCGAGGCCACAGGCCCACCGAUCGGGCUCGCGCCUGUCCACGUGCACGAGACCGUGGCGGCGCUCCUCGCGUCGCCCGCGCGCCGCGGCCGCGUGGCCAAGUGGCCGCACGACGCCCGCAUGGAAGUGCUGAAACGAGCGGCGUUUUCGCCGCAAGAAAUCGCCUCGAUUUGCUUUGAAGCGAUCGACAUUCGCCGCUCGCGCCUCGAGACGCUCGACGAGAUCCAAGCCCUGCGAGCCACAGAGCUCAAGCAGAAGCGGCGCGAGCUGCGCCAAGCCCGACGCGACGCUCGGCAGCGUGCAGCGCUUGAGAAGAAGCAGGUCGUCGAUGACACCGACGACGCCAAGGAAUUGAUCAACGACGACGACGACGCGGCGCCAAAUGCAAAGCGACCACGCGUCGACGAAGCCAACUAGCGCCUGCAUCGUAGCCACCUGUAUGAAGAGAAGUAUUUAAGGACAUUAAUGCGUUGCGACCAUG